AUGAUAUCUCUGUUGCAUGUUAUUGUUCUGUGUGCAACAAUUCGUGAAUCGCAAUGUUUAUUAAGUGGGCCAAAAUCGUUUAUGAAGUAUCAAUAUUCAACAGAAUUAAAAGCAAAUAUUGCAGAUCUUCAUUGGUCUGUGAACAAUGAUAAAACCGAAAUCACAUUUGAGUUACAGAUAAAAACAUUGGGCUGGAUCGCAUUGGGGAUUACUGGCGGCAUGAAAGGUGCAGAUAUUGGCCUUGGAUGGGUCGACCAGAAGGGAACUGUUCAUUUUCAGGAUCGUCAUGCUGUUGGCGAACAACGACCGCUAAUUGAUAACACAAGCAGUGACUGGUUUGCUUUGAAUGGCAAAGAAGAAAAUGGUUGGACUGCCAUUCAAUUUAAACGAAAAUUAGACACAUGUGAUUCAUUGGAUUAUCCAAUAAAACUAAUCUUUGCUUGGGGCCUAACUGAUCCCAGCCAAAAUGAAGACAUCUCAUAUCAUGAAGCGACAAGAAGAGACAGUCGCACUUUGUCGUUGUUAUCAUUUACAAGCCCACCAGAUGAAGAAAAAUUUGCUAAAUUAGAUUAUUUUGAUUUUCGUUUACAUAACUACGCUGUUCCAGCAAAUGAUACAACAUACCACUGCUCAAUCCAUAAAAUACCGGCUUAUGCGGGGAAACGCCACGUUAUUGCUCAUAAAAUGUUAAUCGAAGAUAAAAACCGAGAUAUUGUCCAUCAUUUGUUAAUGUACGAAUGUGAGCCAACAGCAGAAUUUGAUGACAAUAAUUUGCCUGAUGGUGAUUGUUACGAUGUUUAUCCACUAACCGAGUUAUGUAUUGGCAACAUUGCGACAGGCUGGGCUGUUGGAGGCGAUUCGAUCGUCGAAUUUCCUGAUAAAGCCGGCUAUCCAGUAGGAGCUGAUUUUCCUGUUAAGUAUUAUUUAAUAUCAAUGCAUUAUGAUAAUAAACCACUGACUGUCGGUCGUCGUGAUAGUUCGGGAAUGAGGUUUUAUCUGGGUGAAAAGUUACGUGAGCGUGAUAUUGGCUACUUAACGUUGGGUACAGAUUCUAGCCCUAUGGCAUUGGCAAUACCCCCAAAUGUCGAUCAGUUUAUUGUCGAUUCAUAUUGUCAAGCAACUCAUACAAAAAAUUUUCCAAAAGAAGGUAUCACUGUUAUUUCUGCUCUUCCACACACACAUUUACAAGGUGUGACUGUUUGGUCAAAAUUGAUUCGUAACAAUAGAGUUGUUAAAUAUUUAUAUAAUAGUGAUGCCUAUGAUUUUAAUUAUCAAUUUGACAAUCGUCUGACCGAACCGAUUGUCUUAUAUCCGGUAAGUUGA
Molecule: messenger RNA, 1323 nt
Organism: Didymodactylos carnosus
Lineage: Eukaryota; Metazoa; Rotifera; Eurotatoria; Philodinida; Philodinidae
Source: the annotation of a GenBank genome assembly